AUGAAGGAUGCCAUUGAAGUUCAACUAAUAGAUACAAAUAUUUACAAGAGUAAAGAAUUAUGGCAGCCGUAUAGAGCAAGGGGGGCCUUUGGCGGUCAGUCACUCCAUGCAUAUUUCUUGCUGGCUGGUAAUGUAGAUAGACCGAUUAUUUACACAGUCGAACGUAUGAGAGAUGGAAAAUCAUAUGCAACUCGUAUGGUAAAAGCAUCACAGAGAGGAAAGACUAUUUUUGUAUGUAAUUGCAGUUUUUCAACAUUGGAGGAAGGCAUUACAUUAAGCCAUCAGGUCACAAUGCCCACCGUAGCCAACCCAGAGAGUCUGCCUUCAGAUUUGGAUAUAUUCCAGAAAAUCUUGAGAAGCACCAAAAGCGAAUCAAAACAAUUUUUGUUAAGAGCCGAGAAGAACAUAAAUGACAAUUCUCUUAUUGAUUAUCGAGCAGUCAACCAAUAUUCAAACGAAGAAAUUAUCACAGGCAAUGUCAAAACAGAUGCUCAUGGCCGAAGAUGGUUCAAAACGAGAGGAGCUCUAAAUGAUGAUAUGAAACUUCAUGCUUGCAUUAUUGCAUACGCUUCGGACAGCGGCCUAAUAAAUGUUGCAGCCACAGCAAAUGGGCUUUCUUACAACUCAGAAAGUAUGGGCAUGAUGGCAUCUCUCGACCAUACAAUGUGGUUUCAUGCACCAGCAAGAGCAGACGACUGGCUUCUUUAUGAUAUACACAGUCCCCGAACGAAUCAUGGGCGGGGAGUGGCCUUUGGCAAAAUCUACAGUAGCGACGGUACAUUGGUGGUUACAACUGCACAGGAAGGCAUCGUAAGGUUAACCGAAGCUGAACAGAAAAAACGACGAAAGCAAUUAGAAUUUGAAAACGGUUUUUUGGGCAACUGUCGAUGCCAGUUGUAA
This is a messenger RNA of Mycotypha africana, 900 nucleotides long. RefSeq names its product HotDog domain-containing protein. The record is from RefSeq and is a predicted model, not a curated record. Gene Ontology annotation, biological process: fatty acid catabolic process; acyl-CoA metabolic process. NCBI's taxonomy places the organism in Eukaryota, Fungi, Mucoromycota, Mucoromycetes, Mucorales, Mycotyphaceae. Gene Ontology annotation, cellular component: peroxisomal matrix. The transcript is spliced from 6 exons. Gene Ontology annotation, molecular function: fatty acyl-CoA hydrolase activity. Bases 1 to 900 code for a protein of 299 amino acids.